Messenger RNA from Gadus morhua (Atlantic cod), 783 nucleotides. It is a transcript of the gene thoc7, whose product is annotated as THO complex 7. Gene Ontology annotation, cellular component: THO complex part of transcription export complex. The transcript is spliced from 8 exons. NCBI's taxonomy places the organism in Eukaryota, Metazoa, Chordata, Actinopteri, Gadiformes, Gadidae. The record is from RefSeq and is a predicted model, not a curated record. Gene Ontology annotation, biological process: mRNA processing; mRNA export from nucleus. Bases 73 to 696 code for a protein of 207 amino acids.
CCGGCCAAUCGCUACUGUCCCUUUUAGAGGUGGAGCGCAUUGUUCGUUUCCGGUUUAAUAAAGUUUGAUUUGAUGCGAGUAGACAUGGGUGCUGUAACAGACGAUGAAGUGAUUCGGAAACGUCUUCUUAUUGAUGGGGACGGGGCCGGGGAUGAUCGGCGUAUCAAUGUACUCCUGAAGAGUUUUACUAAAUGGUGCAACUCCCCUGCUACACCGGAGGAGGGGUUUACACAGCACCAGAGGAUGCAUGGAACAUUGGCACAGUGUGAAUUCUCAAUGCUAAAAACAUUGAUGGUUUAUGACAUGAACAUUCGGGAGAUGGAGAAUUAUGAGAAGAUAUACUCCAACAUAGAAGAAAACAUAACAUCUGCCCACGAGAAGAUAUCCGAAUGCAAAAAGGAGAUUCAGCGGGCAAAGAGAAUACGUAAAAAUCGACAAGAGUAUGAUGCUCUGGCCAAAGUUAUCCAGCAACACCCAGAUCGACAUGAGACACUAAAGCAGUUGGAGGCGCUCGACAAAGAACUUCAACAGCUGUCUGACAUAAAGGAAAAUGUGGAUGCAAAGCUCGAACUGAGGAAGAAGCAGUUUCAUGUUCUUCUCAGCACCAUCCAGGAACUACAGCAGACACUUGAUAAUGACGAUAAGUUGGAGACUGAUGGAAACAACCAGGAGAGCCCCAUGGAGAACGGAGAAUGAUUUAGUUUCUCUGAAUUUGUAUAACUUGUUUUGUUAUUACGUGAAUCUUUUUGUAUAUUUGAUUAAAGCUACCAAUUGACAAGGUUA